This is a messenger RNA of Sclerotinia sclerotiorum 1980 UF-70, 111 nucleotides long. RefSeq lists its product with no specific name. The record is from RefSeq and is a predicted model, not a curated record. NCBI's taxonomy places the organism in Eukaryota, Fungi, Ascomycota, Leotiomycetes, Helotiales, Sclerotiniaceae. The transcript is spliced from 2 exons. Bases 1 to 111 code for a protein of 36 amino acids.
AUGUCCAAGUCCACCUUCCACGAUGAGUACGACAGCAGAACCAGUAUUCGCCACACCGACGUACUCGGUAUACCUGAAGGCGAAGAGUGGGUACCUGCUAUACGGGCAUGA